CGACCGCCAAAUUUGGAUAAUUUCUUUCCACAGAUACAUCACAAGCAUGGCAAUCAUUUAGAUCACAAACUGCAUGCGAUAUCUCAGUGGUUAGACGGCCGCUCUGAUUCCACUAUAUACGACUACAUCUACCAUGUGAAUGCCGGAGCUGGUUUAAAUCUGUUUGAGGGAGACAUCACUGGAUACCACAGAAACCACCGCCACUCAACCAGGGCAGCAAUACGAAACAGCAAUGCUCUCUGGAACACACGAGUAGUACCCUAUGAAUUUCACCCACUUUUCAACGCUGAGGACAAGCCAGACGUAAUGGCGGCUAUAGAGGAUUUCCACAAUAAGACGUGUAUACGAUUCAUCCAGCGAACGACUCAGAAAGAUUACAUUGUAUUCAGACAAGAACACGGGUGUUCUUCUAGCAUUGGACGACAAGGGGGCCUACAGAAUGUUUCACUAGCACAGGAGUGUCUGAAGAAAGGCACAGCUAUCCACGAGCUGAUGCACGUAGUCGGGUUUUUUCACGAACAAAGUCGUCCGGACAGAGACGCGUGGGUUCGAGUCAUUCUAUCAAAUGUCAUACAUGAUAAAGAAGACAACUUUGAUAGAAUGAGUGCAAUUGAGGUAAAUACCCUGGGUAUAUCAUACGACUACGGCAGUGUUAUGCAUUACUCUAAGACAGCGUUCAGCAAAAAUGGCAACCCAACACUGCUACCCAUCCGGGACACAAACGCGGUCAUCGGUCAGCGGCAUGGCUUCAGUCAGCUAGACAUCGAAAAAGUUAACACUCUGUACAGAUGUGGCGAUAUUGCACCUCUGCCAGCAACACCGCAUCCUACAUCAGUUCAUAAUCCAUCAAACCUUCUAAACGCACUGACAAAUUUCCAGACGACUCUUUGCCAGAGAAAUGGAUGGUUAUCGUGGUCCAAGUGGUCAAUGUGUAAUUUGAAUUGCCAACAACAGCGCCAGCGAUUUUGCAGACCUGAAUGCUCGGACCUCAGUGAUUGUCCAGGAAGCUCUAAGGAAGUCAAGAACUGUCCAAACACCUGCAGACGCGCUUAUUAUGUUGGCUGUUGGAGAGUUGAUCCAAGUAACCUCACGAUAUCGUCGAUGGGAGAUUUCUAUGGUUUCGACCAUUCGAAGACAGUGAGGAAGUGUGCUGAACUGGCAGUAACCAAUGGUUUCUCGGUGUUUGCCAUGUUUAAUAACACAGAAUGUCUGACGGACGCUAAUGCGUACAGAACCUUCUCUCUGUUAGGUCCAUCCAAGAACUGCGGAGUUUUCUCAAUGGGCGCUACUGAUGCCAUCAGUGUUUAUACAUAUGAAAAACAUAUGGACGGAAGAUGGGGAGCCUGGGGAGCCUGGCAACAGUGUGACCGUUCCUGUGGGGGAGGGAGACAGUAUAGAUACAGACUUUGUGACAGUCCCCCGCCUGUGGGUGACGGGGCUAUGUGUCAGGGAGGUGACCAGGAACACAGAGAAUGUAACACACGGAUAUGCGUGGAAAAUCCAUUGUGUGGCAAGAAGUUCUACAUGAGCGAAUCUGGAGAAGGAGGAAUAAUUAAUUUGAAUGGCUAUAACAACUCUAUGAAAUGUAAUUACGAAAUCGAGACGAGUAGUCACCUCACCAUCUCCCUCCUAAUCACGAGAAUGGACAUUGAAUUUGCUGCAGGAUGUCAGUAUGAUGCCCUUAUGGUAUAUGAUGGAGAAAAUAACUUCAACAAUUCCUUUUUGAUGGGAACACACUGUGGUAACAUUAAUCCCUACCCAAUGAUUUCGUCCAACAACAAGGUCCAAAUAAAAUUCCAAUCAGACGAAACCGUCACCGGCUCAGGGUUCACCAUGUACUAUACAAUCAAUAACGGACAGAGAAAGACCUGCAUCGAGCCUGUCCCGACGGCUCAUUGUUCUGUUACAUACACUACUCACUUUGUGGGGGACACAGUGACUUAUCAGUGUCAUAAUGGGUAUCAUUUCAAGGAUCCAAAUCAUCCUGCCACUUUGAGAUGUUUAAACCAGCCCGCCUUUGCUGUGUGGUCCGAUAUGUUUCCUGUAUGUGUGAGGUCUUUUCGGACAUCAAGACUGAAAACACCCACUCGCUGUGAUUUUGAGGGAAAUAUGUGUGGGUUUAACCAAAGUGCUUCGGAUGAUUUUGAUUGGUGGAUUGAACAACCAAAGGAAACUCAACACUUACAAAAGCCGCGAUUGGAUAACAGAAAUUCUACCAGAGGAAACUUUCUUUACACGGAAUCGACACGGAAUGGCUCACCGGAGGAUUUUGCAGAUAUAACUACAAAGAUUUACACAAUUCAUAGGGAUCGAGGACAGUGUUUGUCAUUUUCAUACUCUGUCUACGGGAAGGAUGGCUCCACGCUAGCUGUGUACGUAAAAGACUCGACUACAGAACGUCUAUCGCGACCACUUACCAUUGUCUCAAGCCUGCACGAUUACUGGGGAAAAGAAAUGGUCAAUAUAUAUCCAAAAAAUCACUUUCAGAUAAUAUUUCGUUUUACAAUGGGUACAAGUUACGGAAGUUCCGCUGCUCUCGAUGACGUCAUACUACGUGAAGGACCAUGCCAACAGUCAUGAUUAAACAGUCCACCUAUCAACAAUAAUUUUCAAUUUUCAUUCCAGUAUUAUCAGACAUAAGCGAUGUUAAAUUUUCUAAUUUCAUUUGCAUACGUCACAAUAAGUCCUUUGUAUUAAUGAAAAGCUUGUUUCACCUCAAUAGAAAAAAGUGAAACACAGGAGUUAGUGCAAUGUUUUAAUCAAACUUUGGACUAUAUGUAUACACGUGCAUGAACAACAUGAUAUGCAAUAUUUACUGAUAAUAACGGCUUUGUUUGAAAUAUUAAAGACGGGUAAACAUAU
Ostrea edulis (European flat oyster) is the source of this 2862-nucleotide messenger RNA. RefSeq lists its product as uncharacterized. The record is from RefSeq and is a predicted model, not a curated record. Gene Ontology annotation, molecular function: zinc ion binding; metalloendopeptidase activity. Gene Ontology annotation, biological process: proteolysis. The transcript is spliced from 16 exons. NCBI's taxonomy places the organism in Eukaryota, Metazoa, Mollusca, Bivalvia, Ostreida, Ostreidae. Gene Ontology annotation, cellular component: membrane. The annotation marks the transcript as partial.